Molecule: messenger RNA, 1571 nt
Organism: Cydia strobilella
Lineage: Eukaryota; Metazoa; Arthropoda; Insecta; Lepidoptera; Tortricidae
Gene: Ets65A
Product: DNA-binding protein D-ETS-3
Exons: 9
Coding region: 150-1322 (390 amino acids)
Biological process (GO): regulation of transcription by RNA polymerase II; cell differentiation
Cellular component (GO): nucleus
Molecular function (GO): sequence-specific DNA binding; DNA-binding transcription factor activity, RNA polymerase II-specific
Source: RefSeq, a predicted model, not a curated record
AAGUGUUAUUUAAGUAUUAGUGAUUAGUUUAAUGAAAAUAGUUCCCUGUAGUGGUGGGUAUCACUAGCAUGUGAUACCACCUGUCAUCAUUCACCACGGAAAAUAAUAAGAACGAGACAAAGCGCCCAAAACGCAAAAGGAUAUCCGACAUGAGGGUGGACUUCCGCGGACUGAAGUGCGCCACAGCCACGGCACUCAGAGCAGGAAUCAAAGCUGCAAUGUACGAAAGCAGUUGUUCUUACGCCGGGGCCUUGGAACUGAAACGUAGUGCACUUAAAGAGGAGCCCUGGCCGACCACAGAAUGGCCUCCAUACCGGCUUCACCAAUCAACCUUCGAGCAGCUAAAACAGAGCGUAGAAAAGGCCAAAGCGGCUCUGCAAGACCGCUCCGGACUACUGGGCACGGCGACGGCCUUCGGUGACUUCUACGGCGGACAGCUGGGCCAGGACGCCACCAGCACCGCCCUCGGCUUCGGCAGGACCACGAGAACAGAGGACUCUAUGCUAAGCGCUAUAGAUAAAAGCAAAACUCUAGGAUCAGACAAACUGGCCAGCGGUCUUGGAAAGGGCUACUCCACAGCCACACCUACGCUGUCCGAUUCUCUACGUGCCACCAAAUGUUCAGAUGCCUCAUACAAAAGCACUUGGUCUACACAUGCAUCAUCCCAAGGAUCACAAGGCUAUGGCACCAACUCGUUGUCCGCGAUGUCGAAGUCCUCACUCGACGCGCACACGCAUCUCCGUCAGCCGGAUCCUUAUCAAAUGUUUGGUCCAACGAGUAGUCGUCUGGCAAAUUCAGGAUCAGGUCAAAUCCAACUCUGGCAGUUCCUGCUGGAACUUCUGAGUGACUCGAGCAACGCAGGCUGCAUCACCUGGGAGGGCACCAACGGCGAGUUCAAGCUGACCGACCCGGACGAGGUAGCGCGCCGGUGGGGCGAGCGCAAGUCCAAGCCCAACAUGAAUUACGACAAACUGAGCAGGGCUCUCAGAUACUACUAUGACAAGAACAUCAUGACUAAGGUCCAUGGCAAACGCUAUGCCUAUAAAUUCGACUUCCAAGGGCUAGCGGCGGCCACACAACCGGCGGCGAGCGAUCCGGCAUAUAAAUAUCAAAGCGAUCUUUUCAUGAGCUCUUACCAUCACUCGGCAAAGCUCUCGUCGUUCAUGGCUCCCCACGCAGCCAUGCCGACAUCAACAGCGUCGAUUUUCCCGUCGGCGUCGUGGAGCAACUGGGGCGGUGGGGGGAGCAACCUCUACUCCCCCCACUCUAUGGCCCCACCCCACGUGACGUCGCAUCUGGGCUCGUAUCCGCACUACGCAUGACCAGCCAUAUAAUUCGACGAUACACCAAACGACGACAGUAAUAUGGAUACUCUUUUUGUUAAUUAUUAUUUAUCAAUUUUUACGCUUCUCUUGUCUAUGUACCUACGGUUAAUUUUUAACUCGUUAUUAGCUAUAUUUUGCCAAACACUUGUUAUAUUACCCACGAGGAUGGUUUUCGGUGCACCUAGUCUGUGGUAUUGAUAAGGUUCAGUUGACUGGAAAACAAACAAAAACCAAGGUGAAUGGGUA